Messenger RNA from Hevea brasiliensis (rubber tree), 1475 nucleotides. RefSeq names its product protein SPOROCYTELESS-like. Lineage: Eukaryota; Viridiplantae; Streptophyta; Magnoliopsida; Malpighiales; Euphorbiaceae. The coding region runs from base 177 to 1205 and encodes 342 amino acids. The record is from RefSeq and is a predicted model, not a curated record. The transcript has 3 exons. Gene Ontology annotation, molecular function: DNA-binding transcription factor activity.
UCUCUCUCUCCACAAGAUAUAUAUAUAUAUAUAUAUAUAUAUAUAUAUAUAUAGAAACAUAGAGAUAGGGUAAAAAGCACCAUUUGUCUCUCAUCAAUCUCUAAAAAUCCCAAGCUCUGUUCAAAACCAAACUCUUCUCUGUCUCUUUCUCUCCGAAAGGAUCAGCCCAGACUUCAAUGGCUGCUUCACUUCCAUUCUUCCUCAUGGAGCAAAACCAAGGACCCACCAAAAUCAACAUUGAAUCAGGUUCUUCCAAAUCGGAGCCUGCAAGUAACCGUGGCAGAAAGCCCAACAAAGGUCCACCAGCUUGCAAGAAGCAACCCCAAAGAGGUAUGGGUGUAGCUAAGCUAGAGAACCUAAGGUUCCAAGAACGAUUGAAGCAGAUGAAGGAAACCCAACUCGAGUCUUUUAAUGUUCAAUCCGCUCAGUCUAUAGUGCCCGAUCCGAUUCACAGUGUUCCGAUUCAGUUUGGCCAAGUAAGCUAUGGUGUACCCAUGUUUAAUGGUGGUGGGUUUUUGGGUUUUGACCAGGGUCUACUGGUUAAACGGAUUGGGAAUGGUGGGUUUGCUGAGUUGAAUGAUAGUCCUGGUUCGGGUCAGUUCUUGGUGAAUCCGUACGUUUUUAGAGCUCCAGAUAUGAGUGUUCGUGGUGGGACUACUGCUGCUGUGUUAGGGACCUCGAAAGAGCUCUCUUCAAUGCCAAAGCUGAUGCAGCAUCACGAGCACAGUCCCUCUGAUGUCUGCUUUAAGAAGAAGAGAUUCAAUGAGGAGAAUAUAGGAUAUAAUAACGGAAUGAGAGAAAAGUUUGCAGAGAUAUCAUCAACAAUCAAUGGUUCUGAUUUUCUGGGACUGAAUCCUGAAAAUCACAUCGACCUUAAUGAUCAAAUGGGGGGAUUUAGUACCAGAGCUGCAAGAAGUGCCUUGUACGCCAGUCAUAACGACAGUGAGGGUGUAGAGGUAGUGGCAAUCCACAGGAAGGGAAACCCAACGAGUGGAAGUGUGUUGAUGGAAUAUGAGUUUUUCCCAGGAAAAAAAAGUGGGAAAAGCAGUACGCGUUUCGAGGAAAUGGAAUUUCCUGCAGAAGCUUCAGUUGCAUUAGCGGGAGGUGGUGAAGCUUCCUGUGUUACAACUUCUGAUUACAGUGGUUGCAGUGCAUCUAAUGCUGCUUCUAAUUCUGUUGAUUUGUCCCUCAAGCUUUCAUAUUAGAGACAAAGAGCAAUGUCUGUUUUGGUGCUUUUAGAUAUCCGUGUCACUGUGUGUGUGUGAUUACCCUAUACCCUAUAAACCCAAACCUUUUGUCUUCCAUUUUGUCCUGGAACUGAUACACCUACCAAAGGGGUGCACCAUAUAUGCUUUCUCUCUUCAAGAUUGUCAGAACUGCUUAGCUUUUUUAUGAUCUUACCAUUGUUUCGCUUAUAAUCUAUAUCUUACUCUUCUAAAUCUCUAUUAAUUAUUUAUCACUAGCUAGGUUACUCU